Molecule: messenger RNA, 5208 nt
Organism: Symbiodinium sp. CCMP2456
Lineage: Eukaryota; Dinophyceae; Suessiales; Symbiodiniaceae
Source: the annotation of a GenBank genome assembly
AUGCUUCCUUCGGUGCCGCCUGGGCUGGAACUGACAACCGCCCCGACCUCUGCUCCAUCGGAUGGUUUGCAAGUGGGAGCAGGAUCCAGUCUCACGGCGAAGGACAGCGCUGAACUUUCCGAGCUUCUACGUCGACACGAGACAUUCGAGAACCUCGAGAAUCGCUGUCUGCGGGAUAUAUGCCGCUCGACGCAGCUGCUGUCCGUUGACCAAGGCGAUUACAUCUGCCGAGCUGGUCAGGAGUCAACUGCCUUCAUCCAGAUCCUCGAAGGCACUGCUGCAGUGGUAUCGCCGAAGGGUGUGCGGCAGCUACUGCAGGGCAGCGCGAUCGGAGAAGAUGUGCUGCUGGGCUCGCAGGAGUUCUGGCCCUUCAGUCUUCGUGCCGAGAGUGACGUGAGAAUCGCGUGGCUGGAGGCUUCAGUCUUCAAAGAGGUCUCCAUGGACCUCUCAGGCCAUGCCGCAGCUCGGCGCCGAGUUCUCGAGGCCGCUUCCGACAGGAGCCUCAGCAGCCAGGAUGUGGACCUUCUACUGGCGGUCAUGAAGGUUCCCUUGUUUCAGUCCUUGGAGCAUGACCAGCGCGUGGAGGUGGCCAAGGAGGUCGAGCUGCAUCGAAUAUGCCAAGGAGGAGUUGUUGAGUUGCCAAAGAGCGACUCGAUUCCCUUUUUCGUUGUACUCAAGGGCAUCGUGGGGCGAUAUGAAGCAGAAGUGACUGCUUCACCCGAAUCUGUCGCAGAGGAGAUAUCUGUGGAAGCAGCUUCUGGACUGGAGGAAAAGCUCCGUGCCGAGGAGGAGCGAGAAGAGUCUUGGCGGCGGCUGGAACAGGGCACAGCCGAGUUGGCCGAGCUCCGCGAGAGGAUACGCAUGCGGCCGCUGGAUGUCAGCUUGCAGGAGCGCCUUCGUUUUCACUCGCUGAAGAUCCAGCUCGAUCAGCUCAGGGCAGAGCUUACGGAAGAGGAACUGGUCCCAGAAGACAUGGAACCACCACAACAACACGAGAGCCACUCCAGUAGUGGGACCUCUGCUGCUUCAGACAUGCAACAGGCCCCGGAUGAGCCAACAACGGGUCACAUUGGUGUGUUCCUCACGAUGCUCAAUCCAGGUGAUGCAGAUGCUACGAGCAUCAAUGGUGAGAUCGUUGAUAAUGCAAAGGAGGAGCACCAUGACAAAGUUCUGGCGGAGUUCUACGAGGGGGACUUCUUUGGUGGUUGGGUCACGAAUGUUGGGCCAUCACUGUAUCGCGCACACAAGGACGUCGUGCUUCUCAGCAUUUCAGAGGAAGCCUGGGAGGCAGCCCUUGAGCGCUGCGCCGCGACACGCCAUGCUGCGCGAGGUGAGCUGUUGCGCGACUGCUUGAGUGGUAUCGACGACGAGACUGUCGAGAAGUUGCUACCACACUUCAAGGAGGAGACUCGACCGAAGGGCUCAGUCCUGGUGAAGGCUGGGCAGCUGAGCUCCUCGCUGUGGCUCAUCGCUGGAGGGCGAUGCUCUCAGGCAGCAGCAGCUCCAAAGCCUCUGCAGGAGGAUCGGCCAGCGACAGAGGGGAGGAACAGGGAAAAGAAUGCCACCGCGCCGAAGACAAAGCGCAGGUUCUUCAGUGCCACCGUGGAGCUGGGUUUGCUGGAGGUCGGCCAGGCGGUGGGGCUGACCACCAUUGCCUUGCAACAGCCGGAGCCACUUACUGUGACGGCAGCAUCGCCGGAGGUGAAGCUUCUGAGGGCAGACAACCUCCCACAGGCAAAGCUCACGCCCAAGAUUCUGGAGGCUCUUCGAUUGGCGCUGCGAGCGAAGAGCUCCUGGUUGGUGCAGCGCUUCGAGAGCCUCUCCGAACUGCCAGCGAAGCUAAGCCGGAAGGCUGAGAGGAUGCAUGAAGAAUUGGAGCGAGCAAAGAUUCCGCUGGUGAUUGACUCGCCCUUUCUCCGACGUCGAGAUCAAGCUUUGCUUCCAGGUAUGGUGGCUUUGGAAGCAGUUUGCAAGCACUUCGGCAACGACGUCCACCCGGAGUCAGAAUGGAUCUACAUGCAUCAGGAGCGCGACUUCUUCAUGCACAUGCACCUCUCACACGAGGAGCAAGGAAGCCGUCUGCCGGUCAAGGCUUCCCAACAAAGUGAGCCUGUUCCGGGGCCGCAGGGGACGUCGACCAUGGUGGCCAACGCGCGGUUUGUUCAUCAUCGACCUUUGCUUUGGAAGACCUUCCGCAUGAACGACGAGGUCAUGAUGGCACAGGAGAGCUCAGCGUUUUCGAAGCGGCCAGAGGUGCCGCCCAUGCCUGUGGCUGACCGCCCCUGGUCUGCAGGAGACGUCCUUGUGCCGGUUGGAAGCUCCGCAACGCCAAUGCCGUAUGAAGGAGGCGCACUCGAGAAGCCAGCCACACCUUCAGCGAAGACGAAGGUCGUGAGUUUCAGCCAUCUGAAGGACUCAGCUGUUUCGAUGAAGGAGGCAGUGAACCGGCCAAAGCCUACCACGCCAAGGACUCCCGAAGCGGCUCCGGGGGAGGGUUUCAAGCGGAGGCCGCAAAUCAAGCUUCGCUCCAACUCACGCACCUUCCAGAUGAGUGGCAUCGAGGUCGGCAUCAAUGAAAAGCGAGCCGUGAAGGAGGCGAAAUCCAAGGCAUCCUAUGCUGCAUCUCGAGAGCCCUUGGUCACUCCACGCGAUGUGCCAGGAGGUCAGCGCACGACGGCACGGCAGCGGGCUGCCUCGGCCAGAAAACUCACCGCCACGGUUUCUGCGCUGGGCCCUGCUGGCUGCUCCUUGGUCCAGCAGCCGGCAUGUGCAGGUGAAGAAAGCAAGGCCACAUCCGAACAAGUCAAGGCCAAGCAGAAGCCGGACAUGCCCCACAAGGGAGUCCAGCCGGCCGAAGUCAUUCUUGUGCUUCCGCGGCAAGCAGAAGCCAGCUUCCCUUCCUCAGACAGCAUUGGUGUCGUCCGGCGCUUGAGUGGGCAGGAGAGUGAACUGAGUGUGACACCACAGGUGCAUUUCGGUCCUGUGUCAGUUCCCCAAGGGAACACUGAGGGACCUGCAGAUGCCGGAAAGAUGGAGCUCGAUGGCGGCCACACGUGCAUUUUCGAGUUUCACAUGCUGAAAGCCUACGAAAGUGGGACAAUGCUUCCGAUCCACUUCGUCCAUGAAGCAAUUUUGGCAACUCUGGUGCGCAUAUUGGAUCGUGUUACCGUGCAGACACUGUGUCAAACUGACACCUCGCUUGCUGCAAGCGGAGCGCAGGUUCUCCUGGCGGCAGAAGAGCAUCAGCAGGCGACGCAGAGCUUCUCGGAGAGCGAGGCCACCGUGGCGUCCGAGGAACGCUUCCAUAGCCUCGCGUUGAGACGGUCAGAAGCUCCUAGCGCCCCUAGCUGCCACCAGCAGAGCCAGGAAGGCAUCCCGGCCGUCAAACAGACUGUGCCCUCUCCACGUAAUUUGCCGAGCCUGCAAUGGCUACAAGACUUGUUGAGACGAACAGUUCUCAUGACCGGGGAGGAGACUCAGUGGAUGUCCGAAUUGGUGGCCUUGUCGUGCAGCGCUUCAUUCCUUGCCUUCGGCCGAGGGUGCAUCAGCCGUGCCCAUUACUAUUCGCAUGGCAUCGCAUGGCUGUCGAUUGAUUUCUUGAUAUUUCUUGUGUGGGCAGAACUUGCUGGCAUGGAAGAAGCCUCAUUAUCUUAUGCCGCUGGACGGGAUCAGCGUCCGCGCCACAUCGUGAUGAAGGCGGCUAGGCUCGGCCGGCCUUUCCUAGACUCGGGGACCCUCAGCCCCCGGGAGGUCUUGUUGAAAAUCCACCAGCGCCGCGACGAUGAGCCGCAGCUGAGCUACGAGGUAAGAAAUUCAGCUGAUGGUCAGGAGAUUCCGAUGAACGUAUGUGCCACCACAGUUGCUUCCUGGAUGGAGGAAGACAUGGUGCGAAGGAGCCCCUGGCUGACACAAGGGCUCGUAGCGCCAGAAGGCACUGUGCUCACACGAUCUUUAGCGGGCGAGGAUGACUUCGAGGAUGCAUUUGCUCCCAUCGGUGAGCCUGUGGCGUCGCACAGUGUCGCCAGCGUGUCCUGCAAGAUUUUCGCCCCGCGAAGCUUGGAAUUGUCUCUGCCUUCGCAGGGAGCAGGCCAGAAGCUACUGUCACCUGCGAGCCUCCUGCAGUGCUUGGAUUUUGCCGCGCCCGUCGGCACGAUGACCGUCCAAAGCGCGGUGGCGGCUGCCAAGAUGGUAGGGACCCAACUCUUCACGAUCCUUCUUUGGGCUGUGGUGCUCGAGCUCGGAGAGGUCAUCGAGGCAUGCCGUGAAUUGGUGCUGCAAGACACGGACCCCACAAUGGUGGCCUUGGUGCUGGCCGUCGGUCAUGCCAUCGGAGAUGAUGUGCUUCUCAGACAUGCCUACUGGCGCAUCCGUGAAGAACUGUGUGGUCCCACAGGGGUGCCGGAAGAAUGGCUGCAGGGAGCGAACCCUGUCCGACUUCUGAAAGGCGGGUAUCUGGCUCACCGAACGAUCUGCAAAACACCCUUGAAAGUUCUUUCCAAGGCUUUGGAGGAAGACAUUGCUGCAAAGCACAGGCAGUGGCUCACCUCCACGGACUGCUACACUCUCUGCCAGGUCCGCCGGGUGCGUUCUGAGGAUGGGGGCUACCCCCACUUCUACGAGUUGCGUCUGGACCAUUCGGACGAGAUUCUGAUGACGGCCCAGAGGGAAGAUGAGCAAAGUCCUUGCCGAAUCUAUGCCCACAAGGCAGCCGGUCCAGAAAAGUCGGAGCACUGCCAGGAAUACAUCGGCAGUGUGGCGCCAAACUUCUGGGGAACUCUCUUCACCCUCUAUGACAGUGGGGCGGAUGUAGAGGAGCUAAUGAAGCGUGGGGAAUGGCUCCGUGGUCUACCUCUCAGGCCGCGGAAGACCAUCGUAAAAAUUGGGUACGAAACCAACGUUUUCGGAGACAGCCCAAGGAGAGUUUCAGUCGAGUACGUCCACAAUAGCGAAAGGCCAAAGAUGGAGAAUUUGAAGCCACGAUGGGACAAGAAGCUGAACUCCUAUGCCUUGCCCUUCUUUGGACGGGUUAAAAAAGCGAGCGCGAAGAAUUUUCAGCUCGUUGUGAAUGCGGAUCCGAACACCAUCUAUUUGAUGUUCGGGAAGGUGUCAAAGGACGUCUUCUGCUUGGACUUCCGGGGACCAAUCGCGCCCCUGGAAGCGUUCGCGAUAGCGGCAGCUGCCUUGGCGAAGAAGCGAGCCGUGAGUUGA